UUCAUGUUACAGGUUGUUCUGCCAAAGAGGGCCGACCCGACAGAGCUGAAAGCUGUCUUUGAAAAGUAUGCCAGCAUCAAGAAUAAUGAUGGCAGCUUCAUGUCGCCGGAGGACUUUGUGACCCAGUUCCUCUAUGCCCAUACAGACAUCAGGCUGUCAGAGGGGGCGACGACUCUGCUGGCCGGGGUGGUGGACCAGAAGAAAGAUGGGUUGAUCUCCUUCCAGGAGUUCCUGGCUUUCGAGUCUGUGCUGUGUGCCCCCGACGCCCUCUUCAUGGUGGCCUUCCUCUUGUUCGACAAAGCAGGAAUCGGGAUGACCACUUUUGAGGAUGUGAAGCAGGUCUUCAGUCAGACCACCAUCCACCAACACAUCCCCUUCAAUUGGGACUGUGAGUUCAUGCGCCUGCACUUUGGCAGCAGGCACAGCAGGCACCUGACCUACGGGGAAUUCACCCAGUUCCUCCUGGAGAUGCAGCGGGAGCACGCGCGGCAGGCCUUCGUGCAGCGGGACGGCGACCGCAGCGGCGCCAUCUCCGCCCUGGACUUCAGGGACAUCAUGGUCACCAUCCGGCCGCACAUGCUCACCCCCUUCGUGGAGAACUGCCUGGUGGCGGUGGCAGGGGGCACCACGUCCCACCAGGUGAGCUUCUCCUACUUCAACGGCUUCAAUUCACUGCUCAACAACAUGGAGCUGAUCAGGAAGGUCUACAGCACACUGGCCGGCCACCGCAAAAACCUGGAGGUCACCAAAGAGGAGUUUAUUGUGGCAGCUCAGAGGUUUGGUCAGGUGACACCGAUGGAGGUGGACAUCCUCUUCCAGCUAGCAGAUCUGUCUGAGCCCCGCGGGUAA
Gadus chalcogrammus (walleye pollock) is the source of this 849-nucleotide messenger RNA. Its product is annotated as electrogenic aspartate/glutamate antiporter SLC25A13, mitochondrial. Gene Ontology annotation, biological process: mitochondrial calcium ion homeostasis; calcium import into the mitochondrion. Bases 4 to 849 code for a protein of 281 amino acids. The record is from RefSeq and is a predicted model, not a curated record. Gene Ontology annotation, cellular component: uniplex complex. Lineage: Eukaryota; Metazoa; Chordata; Actinopteri; Gadiformes; Gadidae. Gene Ontology annotation, molecular function: calcium ion binding. The transcript has 7 exons.